CAUCGUGCGCAUCAAAGUCGACAUUGCAAUUCCAAUCAACAUCCGUCCAUACUGAGCACCCACACGCACGACCGCCGCCACCACAGCCAUGUCGAGACGUUACGACAGUCGCACUACCAUCUUCUCGCCCGAGGGUCGUCUCUACCAGGUUGAGUAUGCUCUCGAGGCCAUCUCACACGCCGGUACCGCUCUGGGAAUCCUAGCCACCGAUGGCAUCGUCCUCGCAGCGGAGCGCAAAGUCACGAGCAAGCUAUUGGAGCAGGACACCAGUGCCGAGAAGCUGUACAUUCUGAACGACAACAUGAUCUGCGCCGUCGCAGGCAUGACCGCCGAUGCCAAUAUCCUCAUCAACUACGCCCGUCAGGCCGCUCAGCGCUAUCUCCUCACCUACAACGCCGACAUCCCAUGCGAGCAGCUCGUGCGACGACUAUGCGAUCUCAAGCAAGGAUACACACAGCACGGUGGCCUUCGUCCUUUCGGUGUCUCCUUCAUCUAUGCCGGCUGGGACAACCAGCGCCAAUUCCAGCUCUACCAGUCGAACCCCAGCGGCAACUACACUGGUUGGAAGGCGACGAGUGUCGGUGCAAACAAUGCGAGCGCUCAGUCUUUACUGAAGCAGGACUACAACGAGGACUGCAACCUGAAGCAGGCGUGCGAGUUGGCGGUCAAGGUGUUGUCGAAGACGAUGGACAGCACAAAGCUAUCGAGCGAGAAGAUUGAGUUCGCUACGGUCGGCCGGACGGAGAAGGGGACAAUCUACCAUCACCUGUGGGCUGCCGACGAGAUCGACCGGCUACUCAAGGAUCACGGAUUGGGAAAAGCUGCCGAAGAGCCGGAGGCAUAGAGGACAACGGUGCUAGGGCUGGUAGAACGUGUACACUACGAGCAUG
Zymoseptoria tritici IPO323 is the source of this 890-nucleotide messenger RNA. RefSeq names its product proteasome core particle subunit alpha 3. The coding region runs from base 89 to 844 and encodes 251 amino acids. The record is from RefSeq and is a predicted model, not a curated record. The transcript has 3 exons. NCBI's taxonomy places the organism in Eukaryota, Fungi, Ascomycota, Dothideomycetes, Mycosphaerellales, Mycosphaerellaceae. Gene Ontology annotation, biological process: ubiquitin-dependent protein catabolic process. Gene Ontology annotation, cellular component: nucleus; proteasome core complex; cytosol.